Messenger RNA from Lepus europaeus (European hare), 4317 nucleotides. RefSeq names its product armadillo like helical domain containing 3 (gene ARMH3). The transcript has 26 exons. Gene Ontology annotation, biological process: regulation of Golgi organization. Bases 648 to 2717 code for a protein of 689 amino acids. NCBI's taxonomy places the organism in Eukaryota, Metazoa, Chordata, Mammalia, Lagomorpha, Leporidae. Gene Ontology annotation, cellular component: cytosol. The record is from RefSeq and is a predicted model, not a curated record.
AGAGGUGGCCUCGCUCCUCCAGCCGCCGCCUCCUUGGGCCACCCGGCACCGGCCUCAUCCUUCCUCCUCCCUGUCCCUCCUGGGGCCUCUGGGCAGCCGAGGCACUGACCUUUGACCGCAGCACGGGGCUGCCCUCGACCCCUCUGGCUGCCUCCGGAGCAUCUCCUCACUGGUGGUUCCUCGCCCUGGGGUGAGGGCGUGCGGACCGGUGGAAGGCGGGGCUGUCCGGAGUCCGCAGGUGUCCGCGGAGGGCCCCCAUCCUGUGGGCACUUCAGCCUCUGGGCUCCAGUCGACCGUGUUUUGGGGUUGUGGUUCCUUGGGAGGCGUGGGGAAGAAACCGGAGGAGAGAGACCUGUUCCCUGGGGAAGGAGAGCUCUCCGAGGCUGCAGAGGGCGUCGUCUCUGGCCGAGGGGCGCUGGGAACUUGAGUGGACCCGAAAAAACGUUUGGAGAUCCUCAGAUCCUUCCCAGUUCUUCCUCUCGGAAAAAGUUUGCAGCUUUUGUGAGAGCUGACUCUGCUGUCCUGAGUUCUCAGCCACUCUGUAAACCAGAGAGGAGGAUUUGUACUCUUGCUCGUAGCACCGAUUAAUUGGAAUUAUUUUGCGUGUGUCUGCAUUUGGAUUUGUGUGAAUAUCAGAUUCUCUGACCAUGGCACAGGUGGAGAAACGGGGAGGUUUGCUCCGGAAAUCUUCAGCAUCCAAAAAACCACUGAAGGAAAAAGUAGUGCUGAUGUAUGAUGAGAUCUUCAUGAUGGAGGACCCCGGCCAGUGCAGUCCUCGGUUUUGGGAGGAGCUCUUCCUCAUGAAGGUGAACUUAGAGUACCUAGAAGGCAAGCUGGAGUCUCUUGAUGGUGAGGAGUUAAUGAAGAUCAAGGACAAUAUCAAUUGCUUAUUUCAGCACUGCAUCCAGGCUCUGGGAGAAGAGCACCCAAUUCGAGUUGUCAAUGCAUUGCAGACCUUGUGUGCACUCAUUCGAGGAGUUCAUCAAAAGAAUAAAUCUACUUCUGGGUUUGACAUUAUCAACAUGCUGAUGGGCUUUGACAAGGCGGAGCUGUGCAUGAAGAACUUGAUGGAGAGUUUGGAUUCAUUGCUUUGUGCAGAAGGUUCUGAAAGUCUGAAGAGUUUAUGUCUGAAACUCCUCCUUUGCUUAGUAACUGUGACAGAUAACAUCAGCCAGAACACUAUCUUGGAAUAUGUAAUGAUCAACAGCAUAUUUGAAGCAAUUUUACAGAUUCUCUCCCACCCUCCAAGUCGUAGAGAGCAUGGGUAUGACGCUGUUGUCCUCUUGGCUUUGCUGGUGAAUUAUAGAAAAUAUGAGUCUGUGAAUCCUUAUAUUGUGAAGCUGUCUAUUGUGGAUGAUGAGGCCACACUCAAUGGAAUGGGGCUUGUGAUUGCUCAGGCUUUAUCUGAGUACAACAGGCAGUAUAAAGAUAAGGAGGAAGAACACCAGAGCGGGUUUUUCUCUGCUUUAACGAAUAUGGUGGGCAGCAUGUUCAUAGCAGACGCCCAUGAGAAAAUCUCAGUGCAAACCAAUGAAGCCAUUCUUCUGGCACUUUAUGAAGCGGUUCAUUUAAAUCGCAACUUCAUCACAGUACUGGCUCAGAGUCAUCCAGAAAUGGGCUUGGUGACGACUCCUGUCAGUCCUGCUCCAACAACCCCAGUCACACCACUUGGUACCACUCCACCCUCUUCUGAUGUUAUAAGCUCCGUGGAACUCCCACUGGAUGCAGAUGUACAGACCAGUAAUCUGCUGAUAACCUUCCUAAAGUAUAGCUCCAUUGUCAUGCAGGACACCAAAGAUGAACACAGGCUGCACAGUGGGAAACUCUGUCUGAUUAUCCUUACAUGUAUUGCAGAGGAUCAGUAUGCCAAUGCAUUUUUGCAUGAUGACAACAUGAAUUUUCGAGUAAACUUGCACAGAAUGCCUAUGAGACACAGGAAGAAGGCAGCAGAUAAGAACCUUCCCUGCCGUCCUCUAGUCUGUGCAGUACUGGACCUGAUGGUGGAGUUUAUUGUAACACACAUGAUGAAGGAGUUUCCUAUGGAUCUCUAUGUACGCUGCAUACAGGUAGUACAUAAACUGCUUUGCUACCAGAAGAAGUGUCGAGUGCGCCUGCAUUACACCUGGCGGGAACUCUGGUCAGCCUUGAUAAAUUUGCUGAAGUUCCUUAUGUCAAAUGAGACUGUACUUUUGGCCAAACACAACAUUUUUACAUUAGCUCUUAUGAUUGUGAACCUAUUUAAUAUGUUUAUCACAUACGGCGACACAUUCCUGCCAACCCCCAGCAGCUAUGAUGAACUUUAUUAUGAGAUUAUCCGCAUGCACCAGAGCUUUGACAACCUCUACUCCAUGGUUCUGAGACUUUCUACCAAUGCAGGCCAGUGGAAGGAAGCAGCUAGCAAGGUCACCCACGCGCUGGUUAACAUCAGAGCCAUCAUCAACCACUUUAACCCCAAAAUUGAGUCAUACGCUGCUGUGAAUCACAUAUCCCAACUGUCAGAGGAGCAGGUGCUGGAGGUGGUGCGAGCCAACUACGACACACUUACACUGAAACUGCAGGACGGCCUGGACCAGUAUGAGCGCUACUCGGAGCAGCACAAAGAGGCUGCUUUCUUCAAAGAGCUGGUUCGAUCCAUUAGCACCAACGUCCGGAGAAACCUGGCCUUCCACACACUCAGCCAGGAAGUCCUGCUCAAGGAAUUCUCCACUAUCUCCUGAGAGCAAACCAACCUGAGCAGCCACUGACUGCCCUUACCCAUGAUGCCCCUGGGCUGGAGGGGGCACAAGGGAAGAGGGGGCUGCCUCCAAGGUUGGAGAAAAACACAGAUACCAAGUUCUCUUGGUGAAGGCCACACUUCAGUGGAGCUUGGACAACAGGGGCCAAGAGGGGCAAGCCAGGGAUAAUCUUAUUUGGGGAGGAAUGGGUGGGCAAGGGAGGCCUCCAAGAAUGUGGGGUCUUCCAGGGAGGGCUCCCUGGACACUCCCUCACAUUUCCCGUUGAGAUUCAAGUUGUGGCUACUUAGUAUUUUCAAGAGCUGGGCAGGCCUCAGGGUGAUGCCAACACUCUGGAGGCCAGUUGCUUUCCUCGGCUUCUGAAAACAGAUCAACUCUCAAAGAUAGCCGGAGCCUCCUUCUGUUUGGUUUAGGCCCGAGGCUGAGCUGAGCCUGAACUCUGUUCCCCACCCCAGGCUGUGCAGUCAUCAGGAUCCUUAGCUCAGGCCUAGGGUAGUGUAGGAAUGGGGUGCAUUCUUUCCUUUUCCAAAUUCAGAGCUGACUCCUGGGAAACUGAUGAUUAGAAUCUGCCCAGUGCUCGGCUAUCCAGCCACCGCCUUCUGAAUUUCAGUUUUGGCACCAGGAGUUCCUGUUGGCUCUCCCCUGCCUUCCAGUCCAUUGACUCAUCGGCAUAACAGGCUCACAACCUUAGCUCUUCGUUUUUAAUCUGAUUUAAACUGUCUUUAGGGUGUGUGUGAAAUCAGCAUUGACAGGUUUCCUGGAGCCCUCAAGGUGCCCACUGUGCUGGUUCCCUUCCUAGCAGCUUCCCCCUUCCCUCGGCCUCCCCCUCCACUGGGAGCUGCUGCCCCUGCUGAGCUCCCUCCACGUGUCCCACCCCCUCCCUGCUGUUGUUUACAUCCAGCCUGCCUGAGAGUUUCCUCUGGGGAGGAAUCUGUUCCUGCUGUGGUCUGGUGCCUGGAAGGGAGAGCACCUGCUGGAGGCAGGGUGCCCUCCAUCGGAAAGAGGCCGGGUGAGCAUCCUACAUGGGACCUGUAUCCUGUGUAUCCAUACUCUUGAGUGGAGCCACAGGCAGAUGUGAUCUCUGAGAAGCUGGCCUGUGGGUAGCCUCCACAGGACCCCUGCAGGCCUCCCCUACUCCAUAGCUGCUGCUCCAGGAUCCUUCCUUUCUGAAGCCCACCGGUGGCAGGCAGCAGGUGCAGGAAUCCAGCAGUCAGAGCAGGUCUGGGUCCUCCCCAGCUCCUGUCCAUUUAAGCCUUGGAUCUCCUUGGGAUCUUACCCUCCGUGAGAACCUGGGAGUUCUGCUCCAGCAUUAAGCAGCUGUGUGUAGUUCCAGAGAAUCCAGCCACAGGCUGCCAUGUAGAGAGCAGGUUCACGGACUGGCUUAACUCUGACUGCAGAUGGAUAGCUUGGUUUGGGGUGUGCAUCCCACAGUGAUAAACCCAGAGCAGCUGGAUCUGGGGCUGGUGGCAAGUUGAAGUUAUUAAAAGUUGAUUUGUGUGGGACAGUCUUUUUAGUGUCUUUUUUUUCCCCUUAACCUCUGUUGCCCAGACUCAUUUAUCAGAGGCAGAGUUAGGAUAAUCUGCAG